Galendromus occidentalis (western predatory mite) is the source of this 2040-nucleotide messenger RNA. RefSeq names its product DNA repair and recombination protein RAD54-like okr (gene okr). The coding region runs from base 1 to 2040 and encodes 679 amino acids. Gene Ontology annotation, cellular component: nucleus. Gene Ontology annotation, biological process: reciprocal meiotic recombination; double-strand break repair via synthesis-dependent strand annealing. The record is from RefSeq and is a predicted model, not a curated record. Gene Ontology annotation, molecular function: ATP binding; DNA translocase activity; hydrolase activity, acting on acid anhydrides. NCBI's taxonomy places the organism in Eukaryota, Metazoa, Arthropoda, Arachnida, Mesostigmata, Phytoseiidae. The transcript has 4 exons.
AUGCGGCGCUCCCUAGCACCCAGUCGGCGGUCGACUUCAACCCCCGAUGCAAAAAAGCGUCGAACCUCGAGUCGGGAAGCCGAACAGGAGAAUGAGGCGGAGAAUCCUGUUUCAGAUCAUGAGAAAUUCAUCCGUGAUCUCCUCGCGAGGCCUUUCAGAGUGCCCCUGAAAAACUUCGUCACUUCGGCGUCGACGAAAACCUUGGGGCGUCGAAAACCGGUGGGACCGCGACCCUUACACGAUCCAUUCGAAGAGAACGCAUUAGUGCUGUUUUCGCCGAAGCCUGGUCAACCGAAGGAGAUUGUGCAUGUGGUCGUAGAUCCGAACCUUACACGUGUACUCAGACCGCAUCAAAGAGAAGGAGUGAAGUUCAUGUAUGAUUGCUUGACCGGAGCUCAAAUCGAAGGUAGCUACGGCUGCAUAAUGGCGGACGAAAUGGGAUUGGGGAAAACCCUACAAACCAUAACCGUUAUCUGGUCACUCGUUAGGCAGGGGCCGACGUACGGGAAACCGACUGUGAGUAAAGCGCUUAUCGUCACUCCAUCUAGUCUAGUGAAGAAUUGGGCGAACGAGUUGAAGAAAUGGUUGGGGGAUCGGGCUCGUUACGUGACUCUCGAAGGCGGAUCAGGAAAAUCAGUAGAUGAUGAUAUUGCCGGUUUUUUGAGCAAUCGAUGCGUUCCCAUCCUGAUCCUCAGUUACGAGACACUUCGCUUACACAUCGCUGCUCUCCGCGACUCCUCAAGCGUUGGGCUGAUCGUAUGUGACGAAGGCCAUCGACUCAAGAACUCGGAUAAUCAGACGUACCGAUCGCUGAACGAACUCAAGACUCCCAGACGUCUCUUGCUUUCGGGAACGCCAAUUCAGAAUGAUCUGCUGGAGUACUUCUCGCUCGUGCAUUUUGUGAAUAACGGGAUACUCGGCACGGGCGCCGAGUUCCGGAAAAAGUUCGAGAAUCCCAUUCUGCGAUCCCGUGAAGCCGAUUCGACAGCGGAUCAGAGAUCCAAGGGACAGGAAAAGCUCGACGAGUUAGUCGGAAUCGUGAAUCGUUGCCUGAUACGGCGAACGAACGCUCUCCUAUCACAGUAUUUGCCCAUCAAACACGAACUCGUCGUUUGUUGUAAUCUCACCGACGCACAGAAGAAGGCUUACAAAGACUUCAGUAAGUCGUACGAUCAGAAAGAUUGUACUGCCUUGGCGGCCAUAACGACUCUGAAGAAAAUUUGCAACCACCCGUCGCUCGCGGAGGAAUCGAGAGCUGCCUCCGAGAAGUUUGAUCCAUCCCAGUCGGGAAAGUUUCACAUUCUGGACGGUCUCCUCGCCGCCAUCAAAGCGACCUCGAACGACAAGGUCGUCUUAGUGUCGAACUAUACACAAACGAUGGAGCUCUUCGAGCAGCUGUGCAGGAUGCGCGGUUAUGGAUACUUCCGAUUAGAUGGAACAAUGUCUUCGAAGAAGAGGGACAAACUCGUGACCCAAUUCAACGACGUAAACUCCUCCGAAAUGGUGUUUCUAUUGAGCAGCAAGGCGGGUGGCUGCGGUCUGAACAUCAUAGGGGCCAACAGACUCGUCAUGUUCGAUCCGGAUUGGAAUCCGGCAAGCGAUCAGCAAGCGAUGGCCAGAGUGUGGAGAGACGGUCAGCGCAAGCCAUGCUACGUGUACCGACUCAUCUCGACAGGUUCGAUAGAAGAGAAAAUCUUCCAGCGACAAACUCACAAAACAAUACUCUCGUCGGUGGUCGUCGAUUCGAGCGCACAAGCGGAGCGACACUUCUCUACGGCGGAUCUCCGAGACUUGUUCAGACUCGAUGAACACGAGCUCCACUCCAGUACACAUAGCCAAAUUAAAUGCUCGCGAUGCGUAAAUAAUAUCCAAGUGCGACCGCCUCCCGACGACGCUGAUGUCUCGUCUGAUUUAUCGCUCUGGCACCAUCAUUCGUCAAAAAAUCAUUUCACGGUAGAUAUGGCUUUGAAGAAAAUUUGGCACUUCGGCGUUACUUUUGUUUUCGCUCAGAACUCGCACAAGCCGCGACAAAUUCCGUGA